AUGGAGUUUGAAGACAACAACAACGACGAAGAGGAAAUGAAUCUUCACGAGGAAGAAGAAGACGACGCCGUCUACGACUCUCCUCCUCUUCCUCCACCGUCCCGUGUCCUCAAAACCUCCACAGAAAGUCCUGACACCGCAGGAACAACCUCCACUGGUGGCGGAGGAUUCAUGGUGGUUCAUGGCGGUCCCGGCGGCGGCGGAGGAAGCAGGUUCAGGUUCCGCGAGUGUCUCAAGAACCAAGCGGUGAACAUAGGAGGACACGCGGUGGAUGGUUGUGGUGAGUUUAUGCCAGCUGGAAUCGAAGGUACCAUCGACGCGCUAAAAUGCGCCGCUUGUGGCUGUCACCGUAACUUCCACCGCAAGGAACUGCCAUACUUCCACCAUCACGCGCCGCCGCAACAGCCUCUCCCUCCUCCGCCGGGAUUCUACCGUCUUCCAGCUCCGGUGAGUUAUCGACCACCACCUUCGCAAGCUCCUCCUCUCCAGCUCGCUCUCCCUCCUCCACAACAAAGAGAGAGAUCAGAAGAUCGGAUGGAGACUUCUUCCGCGGAGGCAGGAGGGAUUAGGAAGAGGCAUAGGACUAAGUUCACGGCGGAGCAGAAGGAGAGGAUGUUAGGUUUAGCUGAGAGGAUUGGUUGGAGAAUUCAGAGACAAGACGAUGAAGUGAUUCAGAGAUUCUGUCAAGAGACUGGAGUUCCGAGACAGGUUCUCAAGGUUUGGUUGCAUAACAACAAACACACUCUUGGUAAGUCGUCGUCGCCGGUUAAUCAUCACCAUCAGAAUCCUCCUCCUCCUCCUCCACAGUUUCAUCAUGAACAAGAGCAACCAUGA
Messenger RNA from Microthlaspi erraticum, 834 nucleotides. NCBI's taxonomy places the organism in Eukaryota, Viridiplantae, Streptophyta, Magnoliopsida, Brassicales, Brassicaceae. The record is from the annotation of a GenBank genome assembly.